This is a messenger RNA of Panonychus citri (citrus red mite), 1843 nucleotides long. It is a transcript of the gene Droj2, whose product is annotated as dnaJ homolog subfamily A member 1-like. Gene Ontology annotation, cellular component: cytoplasm; cytosol. Gene Ontology annotation, biological process: protein refolding; response to heat. The coding region runs from base 176 to 1408 and encodes 410 amino acids. Gene Ontology annotation, molecular function: ATP binding; Hsp70 protein binding. The transcript has 3 exons. Lineage: Eukaryota; Metazoa; Arthropoda; Arachnida; Trombidiformes; Tetranychidae. The record is from RefSeq and is a predicted model, not a curated record.
UAAUUUAUAGAAUUUACUUCUUUAAUUGUUAACCAACACUAAAAGAGAAUCAAUUGUUUAUCACCAAUUAAUCACCUCAACCUCUAAUCACCUUUAGAAUAUCAUUUAUACAAACAUCUUGAGUAUUCUCUCUCUCUAUUUAUUAUUACUAACAAAGUGAAAAAUCGUUUAGAAGAUGGUUAAAGAAACAACUUAUUACGAUGUUCUUGGUGUGAAACCGACAGCAACUCAAGAUGAGCUGAAAAAAGCUUACAGGAAAUUGGCGUUGAAAUAUCAUCCAGAUAAAAAUCCAAAUGAAGGAGAAAGAUUCAAGGCAAUUAGUCAAGCCUACGAGGUUCUUAGUGACCAAGAAAAACGUAGAUUAUACGACGAAUAUGGUGAGAAAGCUAUUAAAGAAGGAGGACAUAGUGGCUCUUCUCCUAUGGACUUAUUCGAAAUGUUCUUUGGUAUGGGUGGAAGUAGACAACGACAUCAAGGUCCUAAAAAGGGUAGAGACUGUGUAUAUCAAUUAGCUGUUUCUUUGGAACAAUUAUAUAAUGGUACAACCAGGAAAUUAUCCAUCAAUAAAAAAGUUAUCUGCGAUAAAUGUGCUGGUAGAGGAUCAAGUGAUCCUAAAAAAGGUUAUGAAACAUGUGAAAAAUGUCAUGGUUCUGGUAGACAGGUUAGAGUGCAAGCAAUGGGUCCUAAUAUUGUUCAGCAAGUACAAACUAUAUGUCAUACUUGUUCGGGGGCUGGUGAAAUAUUAAAUCCAAAAGAUAAAUGUAAAUCUUGUGAUGGUCAAAGAUACGUGAAAGCAAAAAAGAUUAUUGAGGUUCACAUUGAUAAAGGUAUGGAAGAUGGUCAAAGGUUAGUUUUCUCUGGAGAAGGUGAUAUGGAACCAGGAAUCGACCAACCUGGUGAUCUAAUUGUAAUCAUAGAUGAACAAGAGCAUUCAACGUUCAAGAGAUCUCGCUCUUCGAGUGAUGAUCUCAUUAUGGUACUUGAAAUUUCAUUAACUGAGGCUCUUUGUGGAAUGCAAAAGGGAAUCAAAACCUUGGAUGAUAGAACCCUCGUUAUCACAUCUUUACCUGGAGAAGUAAUUAAACAUGGGGCAAUUAAAUGUAUCAUGAGUGAGGGUAUGCCUCAUUGGAAGAAUCCAUAUGAAAAGGGGCGACUCAUUAUUCAAUUUAAUGUAAAAUUCCCUGAGAAAUUAGAUCCAUCCCUAGUACCUCAGUUAGAACCUCUACUUCCACCUCGACCCGUUGUUAACCUUCCUACAGGUGAUCUGGUCGAAGAUGUAACUUUAAUGGACUUGGAUCUUGAACGGGACAGUCAAAUGAGAAGUGAACGACGGCAGCAAUAUUAUGAUGAAGAUGAAGGUGGACCUGGUGGUCAUGGUGGUUCUGGAGUUCAAUGUGCAACUCACUGAUUUACUAACUUUAACCCACUAAUUGGAUUUAAUCAUGUUAAUCAAAUCAGUUCACUUCUGGUAUCUAGAAUGAUGCGCGUCUCGGCCCUCGAAAUCUUUACCCUUUCUCUUUCUCUCCUUUUUUCUCAUUUUUUCUUCUCUUCUUUUUUCUCUAUUAUCCUUUGUAUCUAUUGUAAUCUGUAUCUUGAAUCACAAAAUCAUUCACAUUCACAAAACCAGUGGUUAUGUAUCAAUAUUGGUCUCAAUGACAUUUAGCACUUUUGUUGCAAAUCUUUUCCUCCUCCCUUGUUUAUCUUACUGUCUUUAUGAUUAAUAUCAAUCAAGUUCUCUUUUUCUCUCCCCAUCUCCUUUCUUUCUGAUCUUUUGGUCAUUUCCAUUUUUCGGCGAUAAACUUUUCGACAUUAAACUCCCUUCCAUGGUUUUAACUUAUUUAAA